AUGACUGUCGAUGAUAUUUGCGAAUUGAAUUAUUUGGAUGAAUCAUCGACAUAUGCUUCGAAUAUUUUGAUUGCUAUCAAUCCAUAUGAAAGUAUUGAAGAUCUGUAUAUAAAAGAAAUCCCAAAAUAUAAUGGAGCAUACAGGAAUCUCCCACCACACAUUUACGCUACUGGUAUCACUAGUGAAGUGGGGGAAAAUAUGAAAAUUUCAAAAAAUCAACAAUCGAUACUGAUCACGGGUGUAUCGGGGUCAGGCAAAACAGAAAACGCAUUUCGGAUAAUCGAGUUUCUUUGCCGUACAUCUCAUAGUUCGGUUUCCAAAGAUAUAGCCAAAUCAUGUCCCAUUAUGGACGCAUUUGGAAAUGCACGUACUAGUGCAAAUGCAAACAGCUCCAGGUUUUGCAAGCUCAUUGAAUUGUUCUAUAAUGAAGAAUUCAAUCAAUCUGGAGCGAAUAUACAAUAUCAUUUGCUAGAAGUAAAUCGAGUUUGCGCAAGGAAUUCACGAGAGUCAAAUUUUCAUGUGUUUUAUUUACUGCUUUUUGGCGCACCAAGUGAUUUGUUGAAUAAAAUAAUGCUUAAUUCGACAAUUAUUUAUCAAUAUUUACCGGACAAAGAAUUUGUCAAAAAUUCUUACAACGAUUCAAAAUUUAAUGCUAUUGACACCAGUCUACAUAGUUUUGGUUUGACACGCGAUGAAAUAAAUUCCGUGUAUAUGGUUUUAUCAGCGAUUCUUAAUUUAGGAAAUAUCCAAUUUGAAGCAAACGAAGACGAAAGUUGCUACAUAACGAGUGUAUCGGAAUGUUUUUUGGAUAACUCGGCACAUUUAUUAAAUAUCGACACAUUUCAGCUAAAAGAUGCUUUAACCAACCGUUCGAGAGAAAUAAGCGGACAACAAAUUAAAUCUCCACUGACAAAAGGCGCUGCCGAAAAAAUAAGAGAUAGUCUCUCUAAAAGUUUAUACAAUAAACUUUUUAGUCAACUAAUACAAUAUAUAAAUAACUUUUAUUCAACUCCGUCAUCUUCGUAUUCAAUCGGAAUAAUGGAUAUUGCUGGUUUUGAAUGCUUAACGGAAAUGGAUAAUACGUUUGAUCAGUUGUGUAUCAAUUAUGCUAACGAACGUAUGCAGGAAUUUUUCAUUGACCGGACGUUAUUAAAGGAAAAGCAAUGGUACGAUGCUCAAGAACUGGAUAUCGAUUUUGUAUCUUUCUUUAAUAACAACCACAUUGUCGGAUACGCAUUUUGUUCGAUGCAUUAA
Molecule: messenger RNA, 1254 nt
Organism: Contarinia nasturtii (swede midge)
Lineage: Eukaryota; Metazoa; Arthropoda; Insecta; Diptera; Cecidomyiidae
Product: myosin heavy chain 95F-like
Exons: 9
Coding region: 1-1254 (417 amino acids)
Biological process (GO): vesicle transport along actin filament; actin filament organization
Cellular component (GO): vesicle; actin cytoskeleton; cytoplasm
Molecular function (GO): ATP binding; actin filament binding; microfilament motor activity
Source: RefSeq, a predicted model, not a curated record